GCCCCCUGUCGGCUCCUGGAAGGCGGCCUCUUCGGGACGGGGUGAGGCCGGGCCCGCAGGGAGCGAGCUUCGCUCGCGAUGGACGCCGUGCUGGCCUCUGCGCCCGCGGUCGCCGUGUCCCCGGGAGACCCGGAGCUGCUGGGGCCCCUGUCGGUGUUGUACGCUGCCCUCGUGGCCCGGCUUCUGGAGCUAGUUGCUACUCUGCCUGAGGACGCUCAGCCUGGACCUGAUUUUUAUGGACUACCCUGGAAGCCUGUGCUUCUAACUGCCGUGUUGGGAAUCAUUUCAUUUGCCAUUUUCUUCUGGAGAACUGUUCUUGCUGUAAGGGAGAGAAUCUAUCAAGUCACUGAACAGCAGAUUGCUGAAAAGGUGAAGAAUACCACAAAGGCAAAUACAGAGCUUGUACAGAAAUUGUCAGAUUAUGAACAGAAGAUCAAGGAAUCAAAGAAGCUUGUUCAGGAUACCAAGAAAGAAAAUAUGAUUCUCUCCGAGGAAGCAAUUAAAUAUAAGGAUAAAAUCAAAGUACUUGAAGGAAAUAGUGAAAUUCUGGGUGACACAGCUAAAAAUCUUCGUGUUAUGUUAGAAUCUGAGCAAGAAAAGAAUGUGAAAAAUCAGGAUUUGAUACUGGAAAAUAGGAAAUCUAUAGAGAAGUUAAAGGACGUUAUUGCAGUGAAUGCCUCAGAAUUAUCAGAGGUCCAGAUUGCCCUGAAUGAAGCCAAGGUCAGUGAAGAAAAGGUGAAGUCUGAGUGCCAGCAGGUCCAAGAGGAAAAUGCGAGGCUGAAGAAGAAGAAAGCGCAGCUGGAACAGGAAGUCAAAGACUGGAAGAAGUUGAAUGCUGAGCUCAGUGAGCAGAUCACGUCCUUCGAGAAGUCUCAGAGGGAACUGGAAGCUGCUCUGGCUCAUAAAGAUGAUGGUAUCGGGGCCCUGACCAAUUGCAUCAUGCAGUUGGAUCGAUUAGAGUGUAGACCUGAGUCUGAGGGUCCAGGUCCAGGAGGAACUGAGGCAGAUGAAUUAGCCAAUGGAGAAGUGGGAGGUGACCAGAAUGAGAUGAGAACUAAAAUUAAGCAGAUGCUGGAUGUCUCCCGGACCCAGACCGCAAUCUCGGUGCUCACGGAGGAUCUCAAACUUUUACAAGCCAAGCUGAGAGCCUCGAUGUCCACCAAGUGUGACCUGGAAGGGCAGAUAGAGAAGCUGGGCCAGAGCUGCGGGGUGCUGCAGUCCACCAAGGCCGGGCUGGAGGAGGAGUACAGGACGCUGCGGCAAAAGGUGGAGAUCCUGAACGAGCUGUACCAGCAGAAGGAGAUGGCACUGCAGAAGAAGCUGAGUCAGGAAGAGUAUGAGCUGCAGGAGCGAGACCAGUGGCUGUCGGCUGCAGACGAGAAGGUGGUGCUGGCCACAGAGGAAGUCAAAGUGUGCAAGCGGAGAAUUCAAGAAAUGGAGGAAGAAUUACAGAAAACAGAGCGCUCCUUUAAAAACCAGCUUGCUACUCACGAGAAGAAGGCCCAUGAGAACUGGCUCAAAGCACGCAGUGCAGAAAGGCAGCUCACUGAGGAGAGAAGGGAAGCCGCUAACCUGAGGCACAAAUUGCUGGAACUGACCCAGAAGAUGGCGAUGCAGCAGGACGAGCCUGUGAUUGUCAAGCCGAUGCCUGGACGACCUGGGACCCAGAACCCUCCCCAGAGAGGUACCCUGAGCCAGAACGGCUCCUUCGGCCCGUUCCCCAUGAGCCUGAGCGGAGGUGAAUGCUCCCCACCCCUGAGCACGGAGCCCCCCAGCCGGCCCAUCUCUGGAGCCUUCUCGCGAAGAGACCUGCCGAGGAAUGAGUUCGCUGCUGGCCCCCGCCCCGGCCCCAGUCCCGGUCCCAUGGUGAGCAGCGGCUCCCGAGGCUCCUCCCCAGCGAAGGGCCUGGAUGAGGGCAAGCAGACUGCUCCACAGGAGCCCAGCGUGACAUCUGCAGCCGAGCGUCCAGCAGCAGUUAACAUGGCCAUGAAGGGGCCCCCUGCUUUCCCAGGGCCACCAUUUAUGGGGGCCCCUCUGCCACCACCUGUUGGAUAUGGACCACCACCACCGCUCUGCGGGCCUUUCGGACCUCAGCCAAUGCCUGGGCCACCUCCGCCUUUCGUUCCGUGUAUGUACCCACCACUGGGCCUGAGAGAGUUCGCCCCAGGCACCCUGCCAGGACAUGCACCAUUCAGACCUCCGGGCCCGCUUAACCCUAGACAGUAUUUUCUUCCUGGUCCGAGACUGCCACCACCGCCUUCCGGCCCCCAGGAUUACCCACCACCACCUGCCGAAGGAGACUCACUGCCCGUGGGCCCCAGAGAGAAGCACGCGCCUGCCUCUCCAUACAGCAGCCGGGACUCCUCGCAGACUGUGAGGCAGAGCCCGUGACUCUGACUCCAGUCAGAAGGAAGUGGGCUGCACUGUUCACAUGGCAAAAGGUUUUCAUCAGCUUUGAAAUCCAAAAGUUUAUUUUAAAAGGUUUUUAGUACUAAGCUGCCUUGGGCAGUGUGCAUUUUUGAGCCAAACAAUUCAAAAGUCUCAUCUUCCCCCUCUUAAAAAUUGCCUAAGCUCGAGUGUCCUUUCAACUUUGAAAUCUCCAGUAACAAUACCUGUUUUAGUUAAUGUAGCAUAUAUAAUUGCAAAGUGAUUCAGAAUGUCCUAAAAAAUGACCAUUUCCUGUGGAAAUGCUUUAAGAACACAUUUCCAUUGUCCAUUUUUAGUGUACCAACUGAAUACAGAGCAGUUGUGUUUAUAAGCUGGCCCACACCUUCCCCCGCCCGUACUGGUCGAAAAGACUGUUACGUAAAGAUGUUUACUCAAUGAUCAUACAGUUUUUGUUGUUGUUGGUACCGAAGAUCGAACUCGGGUCCUUGCACUUGCACAGCAGGCAGUGAAACCACUGAGCUAAAUCCCCAGCAAUGAUCAUAAACCUUACCUCCCCUCUCAUUGAUGUCCUUUGUAGUAAUAGUUAAUAAAAACAAUAUUUCCAAGUGUC
Heterocephalus glaber (naked mole-rat) is the source of this 2998-nucleotide messenger RNA. It is a transcript of the gene Mia3, whose product is annotated as MIA SH3 domain ER export factor 3. Gene Ontology annotation, cellular component: endoplasmic reticulum membrane; endoplasmic reticulum exit site. Gene Ontology annotation, biological process: vesicle cargo loading; endoplasmic reticulum to Golgi vesicle-mediated transport; protein secretion. NCBI's taxonomy places the organism in Eukaryota, Metazoa, Chordata, Mammalia, Rodentia, Bathyergidae. The record is from RefSeq and is a predicted model, not a curated record.